AUGGAAUAUGAGAAGGAAGUUGUAGUCACCAAAUUAAUCUUAUUGUUUGAUUCUUUUUCACUUUUUUAUUUCUUUAUUAAAUCUUUUCUUUUUCUUUUUCAAUUUCUUAUUUGUUUUCUUGGUUUUCUUUUUCAUUUUCUUUUAUCUUCUUUUUCAUCAUGUUCUUAUUCUAUUUUCUUUUCUUUUUCCUUUUUGUUCAUCUCUUUCUUUUCAUUUUAUACUACUCAUUCACCUUCUUCAUUUGCCAUACACUCUCUUAUUUCUUUUUCAAUUUUGAACAUACUUAUUCACUUAUUAUUAUUAUUAUUUUUAUUCAGUGCCUACAAUCCUCUUUUUCUUCCUUCAGCAUUUUCCUCUUCUUCAGUGUCCUGUUGUUGUUCUUUAUCUUCUCUCUCAAUGUCUACAUUCUUCUUUUUCUUCUUUAAGUGUUUCUUCUUUUUCCCUUUCAGUGUAUACAAUUCAGCUAGUGUAGAUAUACAAGUUUGA
Messenger RNA from Acanthosepion pharaonis, 486 nucleotides. NCBI's taxonomy places the organism in Eukaryota, Metazoa, Mollusca, Cephalopoda, Sepiida, Sepiidae. The record is from the annotation of a GenBank genome assembly.